AUGGCGCCCUCCUCGACAACCGCUCAGCGGAUAGAGGAAGCUCGGGCUCUAGCGAAGAAGGACGCUUCCAAGGCCGAGGCCAUCUACAAGGACAUCCUUUCUCAAGGUCCAGGAUCGACGGAAGCUUCGUCGCGCGAUUAUGAAAGCGCUUUGGUCGGAUUGGGAGAGCUUUAUCGGGAUGAGAAGAAGCCGAACGAGAUCGCUGAGCUCAUUAAGACUAGCCGGGACUCCUUCUCAUCAUUCGCGAAAGCUAAGACAGCAAAGCUUGUCCGCCAGCUACUGGACCUGUUCAGUGAGAUCCCUAACACACUCGAUAUUCAAACCGCCGUCAUCAAAUCCUGCAUCGACUGGGCUAUCGCAGAGCGGAGAUCCUUCCUUCGACAGAACCUUCAGACCCGUCUUGUGGCCAUUUACAUGCAGAAGCAAUCCUACUAUGACGCCCUUAACCUGAUCAACUCCCUCCUACGCGAGCUGAAGCGAUUGGAUGAUAAGCUUAUGCUGGUCGAGGUGCAGCUGCUAGAGUCUCGGGUGUAUCAUGCGUUGGGCAACCAGGCCAAGGGCCGCGCUGCCUUGACAGCUUCUCGCACAUCAGCCGCCUCCGUCUACACCCCUCCGAAUCUGCAAGCCGGCUUGGAUAUGCAAAGUGGUAUGCUCCACGCAGAGGAUAAGGAUUUUACCACCGCCUUCUCUUAUUUCAUCGAAGCUUUGGAGGGAUACAGCUCGCUUGACGAAAGUGACAAAGCCACAGCAGCUCUCCAAUACAUGUUGCUUUGUAAGAUUAUGCUGAACCUGGGUGAUGAUGUGACGCAUUUGCUCGGGUCCAAGCAGGCCCAGAAGUAUGCUAGCCCGCGUCUCGAGGCCAUGAAGGCAGUAGCCCGCGCUCACGCCAACCGGUCCCUUGAAGAAUAUGAAAAGGCUCUCUCGGACUACCGGUUCGAGCUGGGUAGCGAUGUAUUCAUUCGGAAUCACCUCCGCCGACUGUAUGAUGCCAUGUUGGAGCAGAAUCUGAUUAAGGUCAUUGAGCCCUUCAGCCGGGUUGAGCUGGAUCAUAUCGCCAAGAUGGUCGGGCUCGACACCCCGCAGGUGGAGCGGAAGCUCUCGCAGAUGAUCCUGGAUAAGGUCAUCAUCGGUGUGUUAGAUCAGGGCUCUGGGUGCUUGAUCGUAUUCGACGAGACGGAGCGCGAUCAGGCUUAUGACGCUGCUCUGGAGACCAUCGAGAAAUUGAGCAACGUGGUGGAAGAGUUGUACACUAAUCAGGCAUCCCAGCUGGAGUAA
Messenger RNA from Aspergillus bombycis, 1275 nucleotides. Its product is annotated as proteasome regulatory particle lid subunit RPN6. The coding region runs from base 1 to 1275 and encodes 424 amino acids. Gene Ontology annotation, molecular function: structural molecule activity. The record is from RefSeq and is a predicted model, not a curated record. The transcript is spliced from 2 exons. Gene Ontology annotation, cellular component: proteasome regulatory particle, lid subcomplex. Gene Ontology annotation, biological process: ubiquitin-dependent protein catabolic process. NCBI's taxonomy places the organism in Eukaryota, Fungi, Ascomycota, Eurotiomycetes, Eurotiales, Aspergillaceae.